CCCAAAUUUUUUUCCCACCCCUUACAUACAUUUACAAAUAUGAAACAAUGUUGGAUGUUGAAUGUCUCUUUUACUUGUAAGAGGAUCCUCCUAUUUACAAUAGCAGCAGGAAAAAAGUCCCGCUCAAAUGUUGUAUCAACCGUCCGUGCAUGAUUUCAGCACGAUCUCCCUCAGAGUGUCUAGACGCUACUAUCUCGCCACCAGUUUCUUCUAGGAUAAGGUUUUAGCAUGUUUCCCUCAAAUUGGAGACCUACCCUCUCAGCCUUGCGACACACAAAUUCUUCUUUCGAUCCUCAUCAUGCACUACCACAAGAACAGAGACAAUAUUGAUAAAGGGAUAAUGAUGCAAAGAGGACGGAUGGUAGGACCAGACUAGGGUUUCGACAGAUGCAAUUCCCUCUAUUGUGCAAUUCCCCAAUUUGGCAGGAUCAGGCUAGGGUUUCGCUCAAAUGUUUCGCCUCUUUAGUAAGACUCACUAGAAGGCUAUGGCUCAUAACUGCCUUUGAUUUAGUCCUAAUCUCAUCAUAAGGUAAAAUAUUUCCAUUACACUUUUUCUCUGUUGAAUUUUUGAACUACAUACUAGAAAAUUUUAGGUUCAUUUUUGUGUCGAACUCUUUAAUUUUUCCAUAAAUAAUGUAGGAGGAUGUAGCUACCCUUUAUUCUGAUGCAAUCUCUUCCCCAUUCAAAACUCAUAUACAUGGAAGGUGUCGACUUACACUUUUGAAAUAUAUCAAACCGAGACUAGAAAAAGGCUUCACACGUUAUUGAAUGCUUUUGGCAUUUACGUUUGAGAUAUUUCUUUCUUUUUUGCUAACUUGGUUUUAUCCGUGCAGAUAUUUGCAAUAUGAAGGGUGGUGAGUUUAUUUAGCUAACUUAUUUGAACUCACUUAAGGCAAUAUUUCUAUUCUCACUUUUUUACAAAAUAUGAAAAGAUUAAUCUAUUAUAAAUUUAAGGAUAUAGGCAGCUAACUUAUUUAAUGUACAGAAAAAUUGAACUCACUAUUUAAUUCUGAUAAAACCAAUAUCAGAAUAGAAAUCAGUUAGCUCACUAUUUAAUCUAUUAGAAAUCAGUUUUUGCUUCACAAGAAAAGCGUUGCUAGAUAUUUUCAAUAUGAAUGGUGGUGAGUUUCAAUGGGUGGUUUUCAAUGGUGAGUUUAUAAUUGUUUAUGACUGCACCGUGAGAUUUCCUCCAUAAAUCAUCUCUAAUAUAGGAUAAAAUACACAAUAUUGUUCUAAAGAGAAAUUUAAUGUUGAAGAUGCAAAAAUUUGAAACCCAUAAAUAGUAUUGUUUGAAUUUCAUGGUACUUGAAGAUUUUUUUUUAAGUUGAAAAAGAACAAAUGAUGCUUAAAUAACAGUUGUAUUUCCUUUUUACCCUGGUGAAAGUUGUUUUUCAUGUUUGUAUAUGUUAUCUUUUUGGAGCUAUCAUUUCUACCAAUCUAAUGAUCUUAUCAUUUUUGUCUAAAUGCAUUAUCUAUUAAUCUUAUGUGCACUGCUUUGGGUGCUAUAGAACAGAAAGAAAAACUUCAAAAAGUGAAACCUCAACUAAAUAAGCUGCUCCCAGGCAUAGAAUGCCAAAUUGGAAGACAGCUUCUAGAAUUUGAGGUGGCCUCUUUGGCUGUUUAUUUAACCAUUUGUCUCUCAUGAACUGGGCUUUUUUUAAUUCCAAUUUUUUAUCUCCUUCAUAAAUAGAGAAUAAAUUUUUUCCUUUUUUAUAUGGGUUGGUGUUGUGAGUUUGGAGCUUCGUUAGACCUUUAGAUUCAUCCCGGAUGUGGAAUUUCAAUAACGACUCUAAAUUGUUGAGUCUAACAGUCUAGCCUUGCCAUUGAUGGUUGCCUACUUUAGAGAGCUGCCAAAGAAGUUAUAAUAAUCUUUUGAUGGAUGCCACUAUUUUGUUUAAUGCAUGCUAUGGAGGAACAACUGCUUAGUAAAAGUGUGUGGAUUGUGUGCAUUGGGUUGAAAGCAGCUAUUGGGAUGGAUGCUAUGAUAUGGCUGUAUGCACUGGUAAACAUAGAGUACGAUGGAUUGUCUUCAACACAGAUGGCACACUUUAUAUAGAUAGUAGUGUGGUGGGAAAAAAUCUCACACCACUGAUGGCAGGUUCAGGAGUUGCUUAAGGGAUUAAAUGGCGCAGAGACAUUUCCUAGAAAAUUGCUGGAGUUGAAACCUAUGAAAUGGAGAAUGGUGAUUGUAGCUACUUCUGCUGCUUGCUGCCUGCGAUGCUAUUUGGAAAUGGAGAAAUGCUAAGAUACAUGGAAAAGCUGAGCUUAAUGCCAAUGAAUGUAUUGGUUGGAUCAAAUGGCAAGUUAACACAUACAAUAGUAGCUAGAAAGAGUAUGGUUUAAUGUUUUGUUUGGUGUUGUUUGUAUUGACAUUUUCUAAAGUUAAUAUGGUUUGCGUUUCGGUUAAAAAAAAUGUUUUCGUCUCACGUGCUCCAGAUCCGUCCGCCAUCUCCUGACCUGCUCUCUGUGAAAUCCCUAGAAGACCUCCUCUUCAAUAGCCUCCUCUCGGGCAAAAACGACGACUCAGAUGAAGAAGAAGAAGAAGAUGAUGAAGGUGGCGUUGAAUCGACCCAAAAGUCCCAGGUGGCGAAGGAAAAAUCGAGGCUUGAGAAAGAGAUCAUCCGCACUAUUCACAGCGGCAAUUUGGACUCUCUCAAACCCAACUCCGGUCAGGCUGCGUCAAUAGGCGAGCACCACAUUUGCGUCGGGUUUCAUGAGGACUCUGAGUCGAAUUACCGGGUCUGGGAGUGGCACGGUCAUAUCAUGCUGUUUGAUGAGGAAAAUGGGUACACUCCUGAGUAUAUAUAUGGGAACUAUUUUGAGAGAGUUAGUGCUAAGCCGGUAAUGAAGAAAAAGCAGUCUGAAGAAGAGAGGCUGGAGAUGAAAGUGGAGAAGGUCGGAAACUUGGGGCUGAGGGAGUUGAUAGAGACAGUCGAGUCAAAUAGUGAGGCUCGGGUGCUAAGGAGGAAUAUGAAUGCAGGCUCUCCAAACUUUCUAUCAGGCACGCCUUUCCCUUUGUCUUUUGUCAUUAUUAUUACAGUAUGAUAGAUAUAUUCUUUUAACUUUUAUGGCGCUGCUUCUAAGUUAAGUGUUUAUGAGUAUUUGCAAUUUGGGGCUCACUUUGCAGUGAAGU
Molecule: messenger RNA, 3133 nt
Organism: Cuscuta campestris
Lineage: Eukaryota; Viridiplantae; Streptophyta; Magnoliopsida; Solanales; Convolvulaceae
Source: the annotation of a GenBank genome assembly